AUGAGUGGCACCAACCCUUUUGACGAUGGUCCUCCUGUGGACCCUUACGCCAGUGCCAGUGGCAGAUCCCGCAGUAAAUCCACGAAAUCGAAUCCAUAUGCUUUUGAUGCCAAUUUCAAGGGAAGCACGAAAGCCACGCCCGAUGAGCGAGACUCUAUUCUGGCCGGCAUGGAUGCCACAGACUCUGCGGUCCGCAAACCAUCUAUGCUCCAGGGAUCCCAAAGAGCCUCAACAGUGGGCGCAGAGACGAUGCAGCGUUUCACGGCGUCCAUUUUGGGCAAGGGACCAGGAGCGUCUGGCAUCAACAUGAAUAUGAACAUGAAUAUGAAUAUGAACAUGAAUUUUGAUCCUUCCAAAUUGGUUCCUGGCGCAUCGGACAAGUCUCGCAGAGAAGGAACCAUCUUGGUCACCAAAAAGAAAAUUCCAAUCGCCUGUUGGCCCUAUGAUGACUACCACUUGACGCAAAAGGUAUUUUACGAAAAACUAGAAGAACGAGAAGCCAAGGGCGGCACUGGAGGAGACGGCGACGCAGACAAGGGAGAAAUCUCUUCUAUUCCCAUCUUUUCAAGACCCACUGAUCCACCCGACAUUCGACAUGCAGUGGUCGGACUGCCGCUGAAAGAUUUUGAAGCAAAGGCAGAAGAACGCGCCAUCUCCAUCGUCUCCACUUGGCUAUUUGAUGCUGGACUCAUUGAUGAACUACUCGUCAAUGGAGGAAUGAGUUCCAAUGUCAUCAAGGCAUCUUCCGACACACAUCACGGCACUAGCACGGGAAGCACUGCAGACUCUUCCACGGAAGGAGUGGAAAUUGGAGCGCUCGGUAAUCCCAUUGAAGGAUCCAACAAAAUGGACAAGGAAAUUGCAAAACUCAGAUCCGCAUCCAAGCGCCAAUUAACACUCAUCAACUCACGAUUGAAUGACGGAGUUGCAGCAUCGGGAAGUGAAGUGCAGGAAUUGGUCAAUGCAGUCAAUUCGACUAAGGAUGAUCUUGGACGAUUAAGAGAACUAUCCACCUACAUUUCCAAUGCUGGAGAUAUGGAAAAGGCAAAUACAUUCAUGAUACAAAACUAUCCGCACUUGAAAUCGACAGUCAAUGCACGCAGAAACUUGCACAAGUGCUUUCGGGAAUUGGGUUUCUUUAGUCAGAUUCCAGAUACAUGUGAACGCCUCCGAGAACAGCUUUAUGCGGGAGAAUACACGGUGCAUGAAUGGACCAACCUUCGCAAUGUCUGUCGAGAACACGUCGAGUUGGAAGUCUUCCUUGUGGAGGCAGAAGUCGGGAUGAAACAGCGUCUGCAGGGUGAAGGAGAGUUCAAAUCGGGUCCACCCAGUAUUCGAGGUGGAAAUGCAUUUGGACGACAGGCAUUCUUAGACAUGGGACUCUCGCACAAUAGUGCCGAAGUCGAUCGAUUCUUGAAGGAACACGUCAAGAAUGUGUGGGAGUUGGGGGAUGAAAUCAGAAUAAGGUUACUCAGUGGAAUUGGAUCUGCUUUCGAUCUCUCCCUCAACAAUCCUGCUGGAAUGGUCGCGCUCGUGGAAGCUGUGGAGGUAUACGAAAUGGCCGCAGAAGAAUACAAAUCAGUGCAUGGAGUCGAAGCCGGAAGUAUUCAAAAUCUCAGAUUCACAGACAUGAGAUCCGCCGCUUUGUCAUCACUUUACAAGGAUAUGGAGAUUAGAGGCUUGGACGUUUACAAGGAUCUCACCAUGCAAGCGGCGGAUAUUGCAGAAGAAGAAGAAACGACCAACCAACAAUUCACAGCUGUGCUCAGAGCUGCCGGUGAACUCACGUCCGAGAUUGGGUUUGUGAAACAUCAAAUGGCUCCCUGCUUUCCUCCCAAUUGGGCCAUUGAAACCAUCUGGACAACGUCGGUGGCUCACUUGUGCUCGACGCAAAUUCUGCAACAAAUCGGAGGCACAGAAGGACACAAGCUUUCGGAUCUAACGGUGACCCAGCUACUCGAUCUCGUGGCGUUCGUCGAGAGUUUCCGUGAAAUUGUCGAGGACACAUUUCCUGACAUUGGAAAUAUCAUUACGGAAAACACUUACUUUGAUCGUAGGCCAAAUCUGUUGACAGAGGGCAGCAAGGCUGUGGACAUGCAGACGGCAAAGGAUAGUCUGGCAUGGGUGAACAAUACCCUGUGGGUGGUGCACGACUCGGCCAAGGACGAGUUCCUGUAUCGAACAAAGGAGCAAACAAUUGAAUGGGUUGAGAAGAUCUAUGCCGGUGACCACUCGGAGACAAAGACUAUCGACGGGCGAAUCUUCACAUCACUUUGCGAGGAUAUCUUUUCUCUUGCGGGAAUUCAACUUCGAACGAUCCGAGAACGUCUUACGAAACGAUCCGAGGCUCUGGUCCAAGCUGUGGGUGUCAUCUUGAAGAACCUGCACGACGUUCAGAUGCGGCAACGAGACAAGUUCCUGAAAGACUUCGAGUCUUGUUGUGCGGCAUCCAAUGAUUUCCUACGCCUAAGUGAACAGUGUGACAGUGUUGUGUCGGAGAUCAGGAACGAAACCAGGCUUACAGAUGCUGUCAUGGAGCACCUCGAGGAACAAUCAGCAGCUCUCAUUGGUGUCUACAGCGCGGAUGCGGUGUAUGCUGGACAGAAGACUCACGUUUACAUUUUCCAGCCCAUUGAGGAGGCAAUUGCAGCUGAUCUGUUCGGUUCGGAUUGGUUGGACGAUCUCACACACAAUCAACUUGCGUGGACCUUGGUUCGCACGCUGGAGGAUUUUAUGGAAGAUCUCGAAGCCUUCCUUGAUGAAUUCAUGGUCCAAAAGGUAGUGGAAGCACUCGUCUCUGCGUCUGUCGUCUUCUACAUCCGUACGCUCCUGGGGAAGGCUUCGCUGCAUCAAAGCAACAAGCAAUCGUACUUCACCGACAACAAAAAGGCACUGGAUCGCGUGUCUGGUGACAUCAGCACCAUCAAGGACUAUUUUGACUCACUUGCUAAGAACAUGAAUUCUCUGAAACGUGUCAUUGAUCGAGAGUUCGAGAUUCUCGAGACCGUCCAGGAGAUGAUGGCCAUUGCCGCUGGAUGUUCUUCGAGCGAUCCACAUGAUUUCAUCUUGGUCCUGCAGAAGCGAAUUCGAAAUAUUCAGAUCACGAAGCUGGUUGUGGGCGAUAUCUAUCACCUUGUCCAACCUCUAGAAGAGAGGAGCGUGUACGAAUUGGUCGACAGCAUGGAAGAGGAAAUGAUGGUCAUUGCGCCGACCGACGAGAAGGCAGUGGCGUCCGCGCAGGAAAGAUCCACAGUGCCGGGUUUGCGUCUGGAUCAAGUGUUGGCGAAGCACUGUGAUGCUAGCCAAAGAAAGCGCCCAUUCAAGUCCACAGCCCUUGAACGAACCGAGAACAUGCUUCAAGGAUGGCGAGCUACUUGGGCUGAGAGUACAACUGGAGUGCGGAAAGCUGCUUCUAUUGAUGUUUAG
Seminavis robusta is the source of this 3426-nucleotide messenger RNA. NCBI's taxonomy places the organism in Eukaryota, Bacillariophyta, Bacillariophyceae, Naviculales, Naviculaceae. The record is from the annotation of a GenBank genome assembly.